This is a messenger RNA of Fusarium fujikuroi IMI 58289, 2307 nucleotides long. Its product is annotated as probable isp4 protein. Gene Ontology annotation, molecular function: oligopeptide transmembrane transporter activity. The record is from RefSeq and is a predicted model, not a curated record. The transcript has 4 exons. Gene Ontology annotation, biological process: transmembrane transport. Lineage: Eukaryota; Fungi; Ascomycota; Sordariomycetes; Hypocreales; Nectriaceae. Bases 1 to 2307 code for a protein of 768 amino acids.
AUGGCACCCAAAGUCGAGUAUGCCGAUAACCUUGGGCCUUCAAGACAAGAAGACGGUACCAUUGAGGGCACUUCCGAAGAAAUCAUCGACAAUCCGGACAAAGCUACUGCAUUCGCCAUCAGUGGUAUAGAUGAACACUACGACAUUGACUCUGACAACUCGCCCCAGCCUGAAGUCAGAGCAAAUGUCCCCAAUGUCGACGAUCCUUCUAUGCCUGUUAACACGCUUCGUGCGUGGGCUUUAGGUCUUCUGUUCACCAUCCUCGGUACUGGUAUCAAUCAGUUCUUUUCGAUGAGAUAUCCCAGUGUGACCAUCUCAUCGCUCGUCGCACAAUUAGUCGCGUAUCCAGCCGGAAGAGCCCUUGCGCACGCCCUCCCCAUCAUGAGAAUCACACUAUUCGGGAGAGAAAUUGCGCUUAAUCCCGAUCAUCAUUUCAACAUAAAAGAGCAUGCACUCAUCACCAUCAUGUCGAACCUUUCGUUCGGACCGUCUUGGGCGACGGAUAUCAUCCAAGCGCAGGUUGCGCCUGCGUUCUUGGGGCUAAAGACUCCGGUUGGGUAUCAGUUUUUGCUCGCGCUUACGAUGCAGCUGUUUGGUCUUGGAAUGGCGGGUAUGGCGUACAGAUUCAUUGUUGAGCCUCCGCAUAUGGUUUGGCCUUCGACGCUUGCUAAUGCGGCGCUGUUUCAGACGUUGCAUGGGAGGGCGAACCCGAAGGCUGAUGGGUGGAGUAUCUCGAGGUAUCGCUUCUUCGUUUACGUUUUUGCUGGUGGUUGGCUCUGGUACUGGCUUCCUGGGUUCCUCUUCACUGGCCUAAGCACCUUUGCCUUCAUCUGCUGGGCUGCACCAAACAACAUCGUCGUCAACAACUUCUUCGGCAUGUCAACCGGCCUAGCCUAUCUCCCCACCACGUUUGACUGGUCUCAGAUCGCAUACAACGGCUCCCCCCUCGUCGUGCCUUUCUGGGCACAAGCCAACGUCUUCGCCGGAUGGGUCAUAAUAUUCGCCCUCGUCACACCAAUUCUGUACUACACAAACACUUGGUACACUGCUUAUCUACCCUUCUCCGGAGGCGAUAUCUACGAUAAUACUGGUAACGUCUUCAACGCCUCACGCGUCGUUGAUCGACAUGGAAAUUUCUCACCGGAAGACUACAAGGACUACAGCCCCAUCUUCAUGCCAGUCACUUUCGCUCUGAGCUACGGUAUCUCUUUUGCGACAAUGACUUGCGUUCCGACGUAUAUCUUCCUCAAUUACUGGAAGCAGAUCCUCGGCGCCUUCAAUCCACAGAGAAAGAAGGAUAUACAUGCUCGGCUGAUUGAGAGAUACCCUGAUGCUCCUUGGUGGUGGUAUGCUGCAUUGACCGCUAUCGUUCUUGGUCUCACAAUCAUGGUGCAAGAAGUGUACGACACACAGAUGCCUGUCUGGGGUGUCUUCCUCGCUUUCGGACUAGCAGCAUUCUAUCUCAUCCCUACUGGAAGCGUCUAUGCUGUCGCCAAUCUCAACAGUAAUGUCCUCACUGUCCUUGGUGAGAUUAUUUCUGGAUACGCCAUUCCUGGAAAGCCCGUUGUUAUGCUGAUCUUCAAGUUCUACGCGUACACUGGACUAAGUCAAGCGAUGAUCUUUGCCUCGGACAUGAAGCUCGGGUUGUACAUGAAGAUUCCUCGUCGCACUCUAUUUGUCGCACAGUUGACGGCGUGCAUCGUUGGGUCUCUCACCCAGAACGCUGUUGUUCUGUGGAUGUUGCACCACGUCAAGGACAUCUGCGAGAGCGACCAACCCAACAAGUACACUUGUCCUCAAGGUCGAGUCAACUUCUCCUCCAGUAUUGUUUGGGGAGCUGUCGGCCCCGCCCGUCUCUACAGCGUUGGCAAGAUCUACGCUGGACUGUUGCACUUGUUCUGGCUUGGAGCUCUUCUCCCUGUAGUCACAUUCUUCCUCAAGAAAAGGUAUCCCAACAGCAAGUUGCUGCGUAAUCUUCACUGGCCUCUCUUCUUCGCUGGCACUGGAAACGUACCUCCCGCUACAGGCAUCAACUACAGCUCUGCUUUUGCAGUCUCAUUCAUCUUCAAUAAGUGGAUUCGCGGGAAGUAUCCGCAUUGGUGGGCAAAGUAUAAUUACGUCCUGUCCGCGGCGCUAGACUCUGGUCUUGCAAUUUCUGCUAUUGUGAUUUUCUUCGCCCUCGUUUUUCCGGGUGUCAGUCUUAGUUGGUGGGGAAAUAACGUCCAGGGCACGACUGCGGAUGGCCUCGGUACUCCGUGGAGGAAGCUGGGCACCAAUGAGACGUUUGGGCCAUCUACUUGGAACUAA